Messenger RNA from Galleria mellonella (greater wax moth), 1909 nucleotides. RefSeq lists its product as uncharacterized. Bases 69 to 779 code for a protein of 236 amino acids. Lineage: Eukaryota; Metazoa; Arthropoda; Insecta; Lepidoptera; Pyralidae. The record is from RefSeq and is a predicted model, not a curated record. The transcript is spliced from 5 exons.
GUGAAAUAGAAAUUCAGUAGCCAACACUGCACUGUCACUUCAGAAGGCGCUCCGUAAAAGGAAUUGCGAUGGCGGGAAAAUUUUUCACCCUCGCUUUGGGCGUGGUCCUAUUCGGUUUUGCGUCAAGCGAGACCCUCCAAUUAGACGACAAUGUGCCUGAGGAGCAGCCAAUCGAAACGCAAGUACAAAACGUUGAAAAGAGACGGCUGGAGACACCCGAAGUGGUUCUGCAGUUGAAAUACGACGGCGGCGAAUUGAAUAGGAUAUAUCUCGCCCAGUUCAGAAAGGGGAUGGAUACGUGGACACCCUCAGUGCCCGCUCGCAAGAAUCUGUGUGCGGACCUGUGCCACGCAGGAUUGGGUGGAGACGUCUGCGGCGCUGCCUGCCACGACCUCAUACCAAUAGGUCUGCAGAGUGCCUUGACAGACACCGGCAAUGCCACUGACGUUGUCUAUGGACAUCCGAGAUUCGACGUGUGCCCCACACUGUGCGACAACUACCUUGGCGAUCCACUUUGCAAUUGUGCUAAAAAGGAAGACGAGAUUCUAGACAAGAAUGUGGACUGGAUCAGAAUAUGCGCGGCUUUUUGCGUUGAAGAUCAUUACGUGCUUGGUGGUUGUCCACCAUGCGAGCAGAUUACCACACUAAUCCCCACCAGGUCAUUAGGCACCACACGUACCCUGAACACUGCUGACGGCUGGUCAGCCUGGUGUGACGCACAAUGUCGCCAGGGGCAGGGCGGUGCGGCUUGCAACUGUGAUCGGACCCCAUUCCAGUAAUUACAGAUCAGUAAUCACAUCAAGAUGUAAUAUUACAAGAAUCACUCGUAAUAUAAUGUUACAAAUGAUCACCUGUAAUGUUACAAUUGGUCACUCGUAACACUUACAUUACAAGUGAUCAAUUGUAACAUUCACUUGUAAUGUAACAUUACAAGUGAUCACUUGUAAUCUAAUGUUACAAAUGGUUAGUUGUAAUGGAAUAUAACAGUUACAAUAAAGAGAUUACAUGCCAACUUUUAACGUUCAAUUGUAUUGUAAUAUGUUAUUUUGACAACAGAAAUUAUUGUAAAAUAUAAAUAUGAUCAAUUUAUAUUACAAAGUCUCUAUUAUUUCAUUAAAUGUCAAAUUUAAAUAAUAUAAAAAAUAUAAAUGGAAAGAACAUAUAUUUAAAUAUAUAAAAAAAGUUUAAAGAAAAAAGUUAAGUUUAUUAAUAUUCAAAUAUAAUAUAUUACAUUACAAAUGAACAGUUCACGCCUAAUUGUAAAGGAAAUUUUAAUUCUUAUAAACUAAUAUUUUAUUGUAUAACGCAAUUGAUUUAUUAUAUAUAUGCAAGUAGUCAUAAUGUACUUUGCAAAUAAAAAUAUAUGUAUAUUAUAUAUAAAAUGUAAUUUAAUUCACCAAUAACUUUAAUAGCAAUAUUGCCGAUUUCACAGAUGAUUGUUUUGUAUUUUUCUUUUUAUUUAUAUUAUGUAUAUUUAUUAUAUAUAUUCGACGAGUAUAAAUUAUGAAUCUAUAUUUCGUACAGUAAAUGUUUAAUUUAAAAUCGGAACCACCUAAUAUUCACUAGUUAAUAUUUAACCAAUAUAAUAAAUAAUAUCUUAAUGCACUUUAUUUAAAUUAUUAAUCUUAAUUACAAUUAUAUUUCCAUUUUUUUCUAGUUUUAGAAAUAGCGUAAGGUAAGUACAUGGCUUAAAAGGUUAUAAUAUUAUUGAAUAUUAAUAAAUAAUAAACAAGUAUUUAUUCUUUAAUGAUAAAUAAUUGUAAUUUAAAUGUAAUUAACAUAAAAAUACUGUGUGAAAGACAAUAUAUAAUUGUAAAUGUUGUAAUUGUAAAUGCACUUUAUACAUUUAAUGUAACUUAGUCGAUGUUAUUUUUAAUUUCAUUUAUCACAUUAAAUUGUGUUCCUAUUA